Messenger RNA from Cyprinus carpio (common carp), 1528 nucleotides. RefSeq names its product polymeric immunoglobulin receptor-like. Bases 45 to 962 code for a protein of 305 amino acids. NCBI's taxonomy places the organism in Eukaryota, Metazoa, Chordata, Actinopteri, Cypriniformes, Cyprinidae. Gene Ontology annotation, biological process: immune response; negative regulation of T cell proliferation; T cell costimulation. The transcript is spliced from 6 exons. The record is from RefSeq and is a predicted model, not a curated record. Gene Ontology annotation, cellular component: external side of plasma membrane.
CAAAGAAUCAAGACACUGUUGACAGACUUGAGUGAAAACGAACCAUGAGAGACUGUUUAUAUCUUUUCCUCUUUAUGCUUCAUUUCAGUACAGGCUGUAUUGUUUCAAAUGAGCAGCAGACAAUAGUAAUAACAGGAUACACAGGUGCUUCAGUUGUGCUGCCCUGCUCCUGUGCUGACCCUCAGUCUACAGUCAGCACAUUCACCUGGCACUUUCAGCAGGGAAAUCAAUGGAUUCAAGUAUUUCAAGAUGAGAAAUACAGCGGCAGACUUGUGCUGUUUGAUGAACUUUCUCCAACAAAUCUGUCUCUUCUCAUUUCUGACCUCAGAACGAACGACCAGGGCUACUAUAGAUGUAUGACCGAAACAAAUAUUUUUACAGAUGUUGUCUUAAAUGUUAAAGGGUGUGAUUUGGCUGAGAACAGAAGGACAGUUGCAGUGACUGGAUAUUCAGGAGGGUCUGUCCUUCUGCCCUGUUCCUGCACUGAACUACUGGCUAAACCUGAACACAUACAGUGGAAAUAUUUAAAAGGAAAUCAAUAUAAAGAAAUUUACCCAAAUAAACAGAUUGAGAAUUACAAGAACAGAGUCAAAAUGUUCAAUCCAAACACUCCAGGAAAUCUUUCUCUACACAUAUCAGCACUGACCACAGAGGACCAAGGGGACUAUCAGUGUUUUGUCUCUUCUCAGCAAAGGGUCUUUGUCAGACUUCAUGUUGAAGAGAAAACAAAAGUCUAUACAAUCAGUUUAUCAACACAUCAGCUGUCACACCAAACACAAGAACUUCCACCACCACGACAAUCACACCACACGCCACAGUAUGUUUUCAUUUUAGUGGCUGUGUUUUCUGUGGUACUGUUACUGGCAUUUCUGGCAUUAUCUUCUAGAUAUGGAGAGGAUGAAGUGCCAUGUUCUGAUGUAGUCUAUGUUAAAACCAUCUACACCAGCUCAUGCACAGAAUGACCCAUAGCUCCCUGAGCAUGUCAAUACCCACGCUAAAAAUUCUUGAAAACAGGAUUUGUUCAUUUUAAACCCCAGAAUUCAUAUUCACAGUGUUUCAUGGAGCUUAUUAUCCUUGCAUUUUGAGAAUAUACAUCUACAAAAAGACGCCUGAUUCAAAGUGGCAACCACUGAAGCAUGAAAAAUAAUUCUUGUCUAUACAGUAUUAACUGUAUGUCGAAUAUAUUGAGUCUGUAAUUGAGCAUUUUUGAGUGACUUAUUUAAACAGCCAUGUGUUUUAUGUAACAUGUUUGGUAAUUGUUUGAAGCAAAAGCAUUAUGCUAAAAGUCUUAUAAUGUCCUGCUUUCUGGCAAACUAAAAAAAAAGGUCAUAAUCAUUGUCAUGUAAAUAAAGAAACCCUGCUGUUAAAUGGACUAUUGGGUGAGGGUUGAAAAGAGUGUCAACAAGAAUAGAGGAACAAGGAAGAUGUUUUUCUGUCUCUGUCACUAUUGUGUGUGUUUUCAUCAAACCGUUAAGUUGGUUUUGUUGUACAGUACUUCAGCUAAAUAAAAAUCUAAUUGUUUUGACUA